UGAGAGUUCAUGGAAUCAGUGAAGUAAGUGUUGACUCAUACGUCAAAUAUCAACGGAUCUGUCCAAUUCACAGUCUGCCAUUCGAGAACCUCGUUUGUGACUCGCCCAGUUGACGGCCAAGUGGCUCACUCCGCACUUGAAUCCCCCGACGGCCGAAGCCGGGAACCGAGAUUUCACUUCUCGCAGCCGGAGCAUCGGUAUUAAUAACUCAAACCCGGAAACAGCUGAGAAGUUUCUUCCUCGUCUUUGGUGGAAUUUAUUUCAUAUCACUGCACCACCUGCCCGCUAUGGAACAUUGAGCUAUCCAGCCCUGCUCCAUUCUAUAAUGCAUACUAACACUAUGACCACACAGCUAACACCUCAUCUCGCCCCGGUCUCAUUGUCAGACCACGCGGGCUACACACCAGCUCUGAGCCUGUCCUUCGGCCUUCCAGACCGGCCCCCAUCCCCAACUUCAUCGGUGUCAUCGAUAACAUCUCAGGUCACCAUGGCUAGUGCAUCAACCGAGGGCACUUCCGCCUCCUUCCUUCAAGUGGUAGAAAAUGCCUACUUCUCCUCCAAUCCGCCCCCAAAGGCUCUUGCUGCUCACACAGCUCAAGCCCAGUCUUUCAUUAACCACCAUGCUGCGGAAGGCCGACGUGUGGUCCUGAUCACAUCCGGUGGUACGACGGUCCCUUUGGAGAAGCAGACUGUCCGCUUCAUCGACAAUUUCAGCGCCGGCACACGAGGAGCAACCUCCGCCGAGUACUUUCUCGAGGCGGGAUAUGCCGUCAUCUUCCUCCACCGCCAAUUUUCGCUGCUGCCCUACAGUCGACAUUACAGCCAUUCCACAGACUGCUUCCUGGAUUUCAUGCAUGAAGGCCCUGACGGAAGUGUAGUGGCCAAUCCGACGCACCAGGAAAAGAUGCUCCGGGUGUUGCGAAAGUACAAUGCCGCCAAACAGGGGCGCACUUUGCUUAUGCUACCGUUUAUGACCAUCACGGAUUACUUGCACGAGCUACGGGCGAUUGCACAGUUGAUGCGCCCUCUGGGACCUAAUGGGUUGCUGUAUCUUGCGGCAGCAGUUUCGGACUUCUUUGUGCCCCCUGAGCGCAUGUCUGAGCACAAGAUCCAGAGCACCAACGCGACGGACAACCUGAAGCAGGGGCCAAUGACUAUCAAGACGGAGACCCGAUCCGAGGAAGCCACAGAAGAAACAGAGGAGGCAUUCGACAACUUUGACUCUUCACCGGCUGUUCCGCGGAGCAAGCGGCUCAUCGUGGAUCUGGAUCCUGUUCCCAAAUUCCUCAAAAACCUUGUUGACGGCUGGGCGCCCGAAGGCAUGAUCGUGUCGUUCAAGCUGGAAACGGAUCCCGGAAUCCUGGUGCACAAGGCCAAGUACUCUCUGAACCGCUAUCAGCAUCAUCUCGUGAUCGGAAACCUGCUCACGACACGCAAGUGGGAAGUCGUGUUUGUGGCACCAAACCAGGCAGACAAGUGGAUCCGGGUGCCCAACCACCUGAGGAGAAGGCCAAGCGCCGGUAUAGAGGGACUUGUAGGAGCAGCGGAUCGGAGUUGGGAACAAGACAAACCAUUGGAUCCUGCAACCUUGCCCGAGGGUGAGCCAGAACUCGAGAUCGAGAGUCUCAUUAUCCCGGCAGUCGAGGAAUUGCAUCAAAAGCACAUUGAUUCCAUUCGGGCGAAGGCAUAGUGGGGGUAAUACGGCAGCAUCGAGCGCCGCACAGAAUCCGAACAAGUGAGUGUUACAUGUAAAAUCUAGGUGCCUUAGCUAUAAGAUCUACUGGUUUUCUUACAAGUCAUAUUUUCCCUGAUACUUGUGUGUAAGACCGGUGUGCUCCCGUUGUGUGUUAAUCAGCAUGUCUCGGAUAGACGGCCAGCGCAGAA
This is a messenger RNA of Pseudomassariella vexata, 1884 nucleotides long. Its product is annotated as DNA/pantothenate metabolism flavo protein. The record is from RefSeq and is a predicted model, not a curated record. Gene Ontology annotation, biological process: coenzyme A biosynthetic process. The transcript has a single exon. Bases 326 to 1690 code for a protein of 454 amino acids. Gene Ontology annotation, molecular function: phosphopantothenate--cysteine ligase activity. Gene Ontology annotation, cellular component: cytoplasm; nucleus. Lineage: Eukaryota; Fungi; Ascomycota; Sordariomycetes; Amphisphaeriales; Pseudomassariaceae.